Messenger RNA from Adineta ricciae, 3495 nucleotides. Lineage: Eukaryota; Metazoa; Rotifera; Eurotatoria; Adinetida; Adinetidae. The record is from the annotation of a GenBank genome assembly.
AUGCGACCUCUGUUGAUAUUGUCUAAAGGUACGAUAACUGUUCGUCAAUGGUUCAUAAUAUCUAAACAUGUUAACGGUUUAAUAACAAACCAUGUGCCGUGCAUCCUACGUAUACAUCAACGACAUUCAUCACAUUUACUUUUAACAGCGAUCGGCAAAGUAUUUCAUGCCUAUCGUCUCAAUACUCUUCAAGUACUGCUUGUUAGUGAUCCUCAUCCAGAAGACAUUCAAGCACUUGCUGCAAAUAGUCGGCUAGUUUUUGUUGCAGCUGGAUCGUCGAUCUAUGUCUAUCGACGUGUGUUUCAUCUUUAUCAAACUUUAACCGAUCAUAAAGGAGACGUUCAACAGAUCUUGCCCUUUGGUGACGAGCAUUUAGUUAGCGUUGAUGCAUCAAAUACAUUACGUGUUUGGGAUAUUCAAUCGGCAAGUGUUUAUCUUUUACUUGAAUUCGAUACGAAGAAUUUUCAUAUUACAUGUUUACUUCAUCCAGCAACUUAUGUCAAUAAACUUCUUUUAGCAUCACGUCAAGGAACAAUGCAAUUAUGGAACAUUAAAUCGAAUAAGUUAUUGCAUGAAUUCUUUAUAAACGAUACACCAGCAACCAGUUCUAUAACAGCAAUGGCACAAUCAACAGUCGUAGAUGUUGUUGCCAUCGGAUAUAAUGAUGGUCAAAUUCGUUUGCAUAAUCUUCGAUACGAUGAAACACUCGUCAAAUUUACACAAGACUUCAAUGGACCGAUAACAUCGAUCGCAUUUCGUCUCGAUAAUAUUCCACAUAUGGCAACUGGUUCCUCAACUGGACAUAUCUGUAUAUGGAAUUUAGAUACGUGCCAUUUAAUUAGUCAAGUUCGACAAGCGCAUAAAGAUUGUCCAAUAGCUGCACUUCAUUAUAUUCCUGGUGAACCACUGUUAAUCUCGAAUGGUAGUGAUAAUGCUUUACGUGAAUGGAUCUUUGAUAUGCCCGAUGGACAAUCCUGUCGAUUAUAUCGUGAACGUUGUGGUCAUUCGAAAUCUCCACGUUGUGUUCGCUUUCACGAUAAUGAGAUUAUUCUGUCAGCUGGUAAUGAUGGUCGUUUACGAACAUUUCAUACAAUCCUCGAUAAUCUUUCUCGGUGCUUUGGUCGCACAACACGAUAUAGAUGGGAAAUGGAGUUAAAUGAAGAUGAUAAUGACAAUGAUAAUAAUGAUACGGAACAAGCUUUACCAAUUGUUGACCUACGUUGUGAAGUCAUUAAAGAAAAUGAUUGGGAUGGUAUUAUUGCCGUGCAUGAGGAUCGACGACGUGUAUCAGCAUGGAAUUUUAUUCGUGCGACAAGAAGUCAACAUAAAUUCGAACAUGAAAGAUUCGCAACAAAAGUUUAUCAUGAUGUCGAAGUAUCUGCAACAUCAUGUGACAUUAGUCCAUGUGGAAAUUUUUGUAUUAUUGGAUACUCAACGGGACAUAUUGAUUUGUAUAACAUGCAAUCUGGGCUUUACCGUGGAUCAUUUGAUGAUGAACCCGUCAAAUAUGCCGCUAAAAAUCCGCGUAAACGUUUGAAAUCAUCACCAUAUGCUACAGCACAUUCAUAUCCUAUCUGUGGCGUAUCUUUUGAUUCGCUCAAUACUCGUCUGAUUUCCUGUGAUAUCAGUGGAAAUAUUAAACUAUGGCGUUUGAAGACUAAAACUUUACUUUCAUCAACAUCGAUCAUUGAUCAGGAAAUGUCAUCGCCUGUCAUAAAAAUCAUCAAGAUGAUUGUUCAUCGCGACAGUGGCCUUAUUGCACUUGCCUUCAACAAUCAAAUGAUUAAGAUCUAUGAUUUCGAUACAAUGACGUUUAAGUGCAUCCGUACAUUUUCAACAGAUACUCACACGAAAGAGAUAACAGCAUUAGCAUUCAUGCCUGACGCUCGCUGGUUAUUGUCGACAUCAUUAGACAAAACAAUGAAAGUUUGGGAUAUACCAAGUGGACAAUUGAUUGAUGCGAUUGAAUUCGACCAAGCGAUUAUCACUUUAGCAGUAAGUCCUAAUGGCGAUAUGUUAGCAACAGGACAUACGGAAGCGUUAGGUGUUUAUCUCUGGUCGAACCGAUCGAUGUUCGGUGGUCCAGCCAUUAAUUUGGCAACUGAUCAUGAAAAUCAACAGGUGUUAGUGGGAGAAUUUGAGUCACCGGAACAAAUAUCGAAAAAUUUAAUAACAUUAUCUGCAUUACCGGAGUCGAAAUGGAAGAAUUUACUAGUCCUAGAUACUAUUCGCCAACGAAAUAAACCUAAAGAACCAAUAAAUAUUCCUAAACAAGCACCUUUCUUUCUACCCACUGUUUCGAAUCUUCGUGGCUUCGUUUUUGUGAAUCCCGACGAUGAAAAGAAAGAAAAAGGAAAGAAUCAAUCACAUAUUAAUCAAAUCCAGCAAUUUCUCUACGAAUCUUCCUUCACAAAUCGACUUGAUCACCAAAAGCAGAAUUCAUCCUUUAGUUCAGAUGUUGUUCAGCUUCUCAAAGAUCUUGGCAUGGCAAAAAUUGAAUAUGAAUUGCGGUGUUUAUCACCCGAUCAAGGUGGUUCAUUGGAACGUAUGCUGACAUUCAUCGACGUACUUCACCAAGCAUUCGAUAACAAGCAAAAUUAUGAUUUGAUUAGUUCCUAUUUAGCCUUGUUCAUUCAACUGCACGGGACGAAUCUGAUCUGGAAAAAUCAGGAAUUAAUUGAAAAGAUUCGACAAAUUCAAUUGAAACAAAAAGAAACAUGGAACCAUCUUCAACGACAAUUGAAUACAUCGAUCGCACUUGUCAAGUAUAUUAAAAAUAUGUUGACAAACACUGUCUCAUUAGUUACCGGAGCAGGGAAUGGUAUUGGCAAGAGAGUCGCUCAACUAUUUGCUUCGCAAGGCAGCCGAGUCUGUGGAGUAGAUGUCCAGAAAUCGGAUUCAUCUUGUGAACACUCAUUUGUCAGUGAUAUAAGUCAACGUUCGUCUGUUGUGAAAUUAGCAGAUGAGAUCUAUCAUCACACUCAAGCUUAUCCGAACAUUAUUGUCAAUGCAGCUGGUAUUUUACGGGAUUCACUCCUGUUGAAAAUGCGUGAAGAAGAUUUCGAUGAUGUUAUACGUGUGAAUCUAAAAGGAACGUUUCUUGUCAAUCAAAUUUUUUGUCAAAGACUUUUAGCCCAAAAACAAACCGACUUAAAAGCUAGUGUAAUUAAUAUAGCCAGUAUUGUUGGCAAAUAUGGAAAUGUUGGGCAAUGUAAUUAUACAGCAUCGAAAGCUGGUGUUGAAGCGAUGACUAAGACGAUGGCAAAAGAAUUAGGACGUUUUGGUAUUCGUGCAAAUGCUGUUCUACCUGGAUUCAUCCAGACAGCUAUGACUGAUAAGAUUCCUGAUAAGAUAAAAGAAAAACUAUUAUCAAUGGUCCCUAUGACUCGAAUGGGUACAGUGGAUGAAAUUGCUCAAGUUUGCUUGUUUUUAGCAUCGAACCAAAUGAGCAGUUAUGUGAAUGGUGCAAGUAUCGAGGUUACCGGUGGUCUUUAA